AUGGGAAUGUUUAUAGCAGUAUCUAAAAACAACGAUUCCCUUUUGAAUGAUAAUGUUAUAUCAGAUUUGGUAAAAUUAGACGAAAUUAUUCGAAAUAUUAGCAUAUUUUGGAAUAAUAGUUUUUUUCGCUAUGAAGAUCUCUGUAUUCGGAAUAAAAAGAAUCGAUGUCCUAGCAAUUUCCUUUCUUAUUUAAUAAGACAAUUUAAAGAAUUUAAACGUGGAAAAAGAUUUAUGAGGUAUCCAUACGAAAGAAAUAUGUUUCAACUACGUUUAUCUGCUGUGCAUAUUGGAAGAGUAUCAACGGAUGACGAUGGUUAUGUCCAAGAUUUCGAAGCAUUCCGUUUGUUUUACUUUUUGGAUCAUGACUCAAUAGAACAGAAACAGCUGGCUUUAAAAUGGGAAAGCUCAUUUUUGGACACGUUAUCAAAUGUAAAGCUUCAACAUAUUGAAUUUUGUAUGUUCGCUGGACAGGCUGUCGAUGUAGAAGCGAACAGAAUCACCGAGUUAAGUCUUCCACUUUUACUUAUUUCUGGAGUUAUAAUGACAUCAUUCUCUUUUGUGUCUUGUUUAACGUUCGAUGCUGUCAGUAGUAAACCAUUGAUUGGAAUUGCUGCCUAUUUCAGUCCCUUGCUAGGAACAGCGGCUGCUUUCGGCUUACUAUUACACUGUAAUGUAGAAUAUGUUGAUAUGAAUAUUUCUGUUGCCUUCCUGACCAUUGGUAUCGGAAUGGACGAUUCUUUCGUUUUGUUAGCUGCGUGGAGAAGAACGAAUAAGAACCAUAGCGUCAAACAAAGAAUGAGAGUUAUAACUCCUUUUAGAAUUAUUCGUAUCUUCAGUAUAUACAGCGCCAUAUCCGUGUUAUUCGAUUAUAUGUACCAAAUAUUCUUUUUUGGUGCGUUGAUGGCAAUCGAUGGGUACAGAGAAAAGCAUAAUCUUCAUUCCUUAUUUUUGUAUCCUGUUCGAAACGAUGCGGCAGGUGUACUUGGAAAAUUAAAAAUUCCAGUGCAGGUUGUAGCGGUUUGA
Centruroides sculpturatus (bark scorpion) is the source of this 1023-nucleotide messenger RNA. Its product is annotated as patched domain-containing protein 3-like. The transcript has 5 exons. Gene Ontology annotation, cellular component: cytoplasmic vesicle membrane; plasma membrane. Bases 1 to 1023 code for a protein of 340 amino acids. Gene Ontology annotation, biological process: endocytosis; molting cycle, collagen and cuticulin-based cuticle. The record is from RefSeq and is a predicted model, not a curated record. NCBI's taxonomy places the organism in Eukaryota, Metazoa, Arthropoda, Arachnida, Scorpiones, Buthidae.